Messenger RNA from Sciurus carolinensis (gray squirrel), 1113 nucleotides. RefSeq names its product basic proline-rich protein-like. Lineage: Eukaryota; Metazoa; Chordata; Mammalia; Rodentia; Sciuridae. The record is from RefSeq and is a predicted model, not a curated record. The coding region runs from base 1 to 1113 and encodes 370 amino acids. The transcript is spliced from 4 exons.
AUGGGGGUGGCAGGUUCGUCCAGGGGACGCCAGCUACAGCUGCACCAGGCUGGACAGCACCCCUCCAUGCCCCAGGGGAGCCCCCAGCGCUGCCCUGGGCCCACUGAUGCAGGAGGCACAGCAGGCGGCCCAGGAGUAGACGCUGCCCGCAGGAGCACACAGGUCCCUGGGGAGGAAGCGGCUGGGUCAGAGCAGGCUGGUCAGGAGGACCUGGACCCAGGCGCCACCCCCAACGCCUCCUUCCCCUACUCCUCUGUACCUGCCACAAAAAUGGCUUCCCCACCUGCUGCUUCCCUACAGCAGGGUCACAGUCCCCAUGUACAGAUGACCAGUUCUGGUCCUCCUACCAAACCCACCUCCCUGCUGCGGGAGAAGGGGGAUAAAGCCCCACCCUGGCCCCCUCCCCCUGGGACGGCCAUCCGGCACCAGUCAGUCCCCCCUUACCAGUUAGAAGAUGAAUUCCUCGACCCGCAGAACCCCCUGAAACGGGGAGAGGGGGCUCCGAUUGCCAAAGAUGAGGGGCAGAGCGCCCCACCCCCGCUGGCGGAGGGGGGUCGCCUCCAGCUCUUGCCCGCGCUCCCACAGUCGCCGCCGGCCACCGGCGCUCAGAUCUGGAGGAAUUCACUCACCUCCAGCCCCAGCCGAGAUCCGGGCGACCGCCGCCUCCGGGCAGCGGCGGCUGCGGGGCCUGCGCGCGGGUGCGAGUGUGGCUGCGAGCGCGGCAAGGCCCUCCGCCCCGCGGACACACGCGCACCACAGACACUCACCCGCCGGGCGGGGGCUCGCCCGCUCCGCCGCUGCAGCUGCGGCGCCCUGGGAGGCGGCGGCCCUGCUGAGCCCGGGCACCCGCCGGGCGCGCCCCCGGCCCUGCCCGGGCCCCCUGCGCUGCUCACCCGGCGGGGUCCAGGUCCCGUCGCCACCGCGCAUUCAACAGCUGGAGGCAAACUUGCAGCCGGCCGGGCAGCCCGGGAUGCGGAGCGCCCCCCAGCGCCCGCCCGCCCAAGGACACCCCCACGCCGGGACCCGCCUCCACGGGUGGACCCUCCUCCGUCCGGUCCCUCGCCUCUCACGCCCUGCUCGCUGGCCCCGCGCUCCAUCGCUGGCAAUCCGUGA